CCCCCUGUCGGUAGAGUUGGGUUUACAGGAAGACGAAAGCGAAUGCAGGCCGCCCAGUAAAAACCGUUUUGCUAGAUCAUUGCUCGAAGAGAGAGCAAGGGCAUGGGAGUAAUCAUUUCAAGUCUUUAGUAGCUUGUGAACCGUCCAGAACCUACCUACAUCUCAUACCAGACCGACUGAUUUGUGAUCGCUGGAUUAACGUUUACACCAUUUUUUAUUUUCACUACAUAAGGAUGGCGUUAAUUUUGUUUUCGAAAUCCCGGACUCCGCUCAUGAAAUCCUCCAGAUCAUUGAAGAGCGAAUUCAGAAAAGCAAAGCUAAACGAAGGAGCAUGUUUCAGCUGUACUGCACUUCAGCUGACUGCAAACAGUCCAGAUGUUCUCAGAAACAGUCUGUUUGCUCCGACAUCUUUUCUCAGCCAUCUCCAGUCAUAUCCUGGCCAUCCGUCCAUGCGUCAGCGCUCCUUGGCCAAUUCAUCUCGUCUCAACUGUGCUGUUUUAAAACAAGACUUCAUCACAUCAGCUCAUGCUCGCUCAGCCUCUUAUUGGACAGUAGCCCAGUGGAACACACCAGUACGAUGGAUACACUCCUCAAGCUGUCUUUAUGAUGACUCAAAGGUGGAGCAAUCGCUGCGAUCACUGAAAGACCGGAACAAAAAACUGGAGGAGGGAGGGCCUGUCUACAGUCCCACAGUGGAGGUAGAGCCAGUCAGGAAAACGUUAGGCCAACGUGUAAUUGACGAAGUUAAACACUACUAUCAUGGGUUUCGGCUACUGUGGAUUGACACUGCCAUUACUGGACGCAUGCUGUGGAGAGUAUUAAAUGGACAUAUACUGUCACGAAGAGAGAGGAGACAGUUCUUGAGGACAUGCGCAGACUUAUUUCGACUCCUGCCUUUUCUGGUUUUCAUCAUUGUUCCGUUCAUGGAGUUCCUUCUUCCUGUUGCUCUGAAGCUUUUCCCCAACAUGUUGCCGUCCACUUUUGAAACGCAGUCCAAGAAGGAAGAGCGGUUGAAAAAGGAGCUACGAGUGAAGCUGGAGAUGGCAAAGUUCCUCCAGGAUACCGUGGAAGAGAUUGCACUGAGGAACAAAGCAGACAAGGGAAACGUCACUGAGGAAUUCUCUUCUUUCUUUCAAAAGAUUCGCGAUUCAGGUGAGAGGCCUAGCAAUGAAGAGAUCAUACGAUUCUCUAAGUUGUUUGAGGAUGAGCUGACCCUAGACAACCUGACACGGCCACAGCUGGUGGCUCUCUGCAAACUGGUGGAGCUGCAGUCUAUCGGCACCAACAACUUUCUGCGCUUUCAGCUAAUCUUGAAGCUUCGUGCCAUCCGUGCCGAUGACAAGCUGAUAGCAGAGGAGGGAGUGGAGAGCUUGAAUGUAAAUGAGCUGCAAGCAGCCUGCAGGGUUCGAGGCAUGAGAGCUCUGGGUGUGACGGAGGAGAGGCUGAGAGAACAGCUGAAACAGUGGCUGGAGUUGCAUUUGAAUCAACACAUCCCUACAUCUCUGCUGCUGCUUUCGAGGGCAAUGUUCCUACCUGACACCCUGUCUCCUGAAGACCAGCUGAAAACCACACUUCAAACCCUGCCUGAGAUAGUGGCUAAAGAGGCACAGGUGAAAGUGGCUGAGCUGGACUUUUCUAAAGUGGAUAAUAAAACUAAGCUUGAGACCAUGCUGCAGGAGGAGGCAGCUAUUCGCCAGGAGAACAGAGAGAGGGAGCUGGAGAGGCUGGCUGACACUGCAGAGAAAAUAAAAGAACAGAAGCCUGAGUUGUUAGAUGUAGAGGGUGAUGGACGACUACAUGCUGAUCCUCUAACGUCCAGUAUAGAUACAUCAAUCCAGUCUGAAACAUUACGAGACACUGCACCAGUCCUGGAGGGUAUUAAGGGAGAGGAAAUCACGAAAGAGGAGAUUGACAUGCUAAGUGACGCCUGCACCAAACUAAAGGAGCAGAAGAAACUGUUGACAAAAGAGAAAGAGGAGCUGGAGGAGCUAAAGGAUGAUGUGCAGGAGUAUGUUGAGGACCUAGAAGAGAUAAAGAAGGAGCUAUCUAAAACUGGUCAGGAGAAAGCUGUGGAAGAGUCCAAGGCGAGUAAGCACCUGGCCCGUCGGGUAAACCGCAUGAUCGGUCGCAUCGAUAAGAUCAUCAAUGAGUUAGAGAAAGACAAACAGGCACUGGAUGGACAAAUGGACAGCGGAACAACUCCACCUGUUGGGGAGAACCUUAUUAGCAUCAAUGAGCUCAUCACUGUCAUGCGACAAAUCCAGAGCAUUCCAGAACACAAGCUGCUUAGCCUUGCUGACGCACUGGAUGAGAACAAGGACGGCAAGAUAGACAUUGAUGAUGUUAUCAAGGUGGUGGAGCUGAUCGAUAAGGAAGACGUAGACAUCUCUACUGCACAGGUGGCAGAGAUCAUGGUGAUGCUACAGAAGGAGGAGAAGCUGGUUGAGAAAGAGAAGGCAAAGGAGAAGGCUGAAAAAGAGCAGGCAGCUAAAGUUCAGAACUAAACCCCUGCAUGGCAAAUUACCUGUGGAAAGCCCACUGGAACCACUGGUGCUGGAAACUCUGGUUUCAUACUGGUGAACUACAGAAAUUAAAUGACUAAAUUUAAAUUA
This is a messenger RNA of Trichomycterus rosablanca, 2612 nucleotides long. It is a transcript of the gene letm1, whose product is annotated as leucine zipper-EF-hand containing transmembrane protein 1. Gene Ontology annotation, molecular function: ribosome binding; calcium ion binding. NCBI's taxonomy places the organism in Eukaryota, Metazoa, Chordata, Actinopteri, Siluriformes, Trichomycteridae. The transcript is spliced from 14 exons. Gene Ontology annotation, cellular component: mitochondrial inner membrane. Bases 234 to 2504 code for a protein of 756 amino acids. Gene Ontology annotation, biological process: intracellular monoatomic cation homeostasis. The record is from RefSeq and is a predicted model, not a curated record.